Molecule: messenger RNA, 1222 nt
Organism: Venturia canescens
Lineage: Eukaryota; Metazoa; Arthropoda; Insecta; Hymenoptera; Ichneumonidae
Gene: Tctp
Product: translationally controlled tumor protein
Exons: 5
Coding region: 129-647 (172 amino acids)
Cellular component (GO): cytoplasm
Molecular function (GO): calcium ion binding
Source: RefSeq, a predicted model, not a curated record
CUGGUAGCCAUUUUAAUCGUAUCAUAACGGUGAUCUUUUUCUUGGUUCGUUCCCUUCCGGUUAGCUCUGACGGGUGACUGUAUCUUACUUAGUUUUAGCUCUAAUUAAAUCUUUCUCCAUCUUCCAAAAUGAGGAUUUACAAAGAUAUCUUCACCGGUGACGAGAUGUUCUCGGACACCUACAAGAUGAAACUCGUUGACGAAGUCAUCUACGAAGUUUACGGCAAGCUUGUUAGUAGAAAAGCUGGUAAUAUCGAAAUUGCCGGCUUCAAUCCAUCUGCUGAAGAAGCUGACGAAGGCACAGACGAAGCAGUUGAGAGUGGCGUUGAUGUUGUCCUCAAUCAUCGUCUUCAAGAGACCUUUGCCUUUGGUGACAAAAAAUCCUAUACGCUCUACCUGAAGGAUUAUAUGAAAAAAUUGGUUGCCAAACUCGAAGAGACAAAACCCGAUCAAGUUGAACUUUUCAAGACCAAUAUGAACAAAGUAAUGAAAGACAUUUUGGGCAGAUUCAAAGAGUUGCAAUUCUUCACCGGUGAAUCCAUGGACAUCGACGGGCUUGUCGGUUUAAUGGAAUACCGUGAAAUCGACGGUCAAUCUGUACCAGUACUAAUGUUCUUUAAGCACGGCCUCGAAGAAGAAAAGUUCUAAAUAAUUCUUAGAUAUUCAACAAAUUGUGGAAAAAUUUUAUAUGUCGGAAUCAAGACUGCAAAUAACGUCGCUAUGCUGAGAUGGAAUUUAUUUACCGAGCGAAUAGUAACUUCCAAAAAUAAAAAUAAAAAAAAAAACAUAUGUAACACGUCGAUAAUUGGAAUCUGACAGAAAAGAGAGAAAAAAUCUGAUGGACAGUGGACUAGAACAAUCGUGGAAAAAAAGAACAAAAAUGUUAGACUGUGUAUAAAAUCUUGAUUCAUGAAACUAAAAAUCCUCAUACCGUCAUCAUGAACUUUGCUAUGUGGGUCACAUUGUUUUCAGCUUUCUUCUUUUUUGUUUUAUUUAUAUAUUUUAUACUCACCGACAUGACCUCCACGUGAUACUCGACAAAAAAAGAAAAGCAUUGUAUGUGGAAGAUGGGGAAAGAAAUAGCGAAAAGAAAGGGAACGUUAUCAAAACAUGUUUCCAUCAACGUUAACAUUGAAACAGUUAUGUCGGUGUUUGACAUUUUUUUCCGUGUGACCAACUCAAUAUAUCCGUAAUAAAUAAAACGAUGUUUUCAUAACUCCCAA